Penicillium mononematosum is the source of this 339-nucleotide messenger RNA. RefSeq lists its product as uncharacterized. Bases 1 to 339 code for a protein of 112 amino acids. The transcript has a single exon. The record is from RefSeq and is a predicted model, not a curated record. NCBI's taxonomy places the organism in Eukaryota, Fungi, Ascomycota, Eurotiomycetes, Eurotiales, Aspergillaceae.
AUGGCGCGGGACAAAGAGCUUACCCCUGCUAUACGUGAGCGCAUAUGUGAGCUGCAUGCUAUUGGAUGGGGGUAUAGGCGUAUUCAUAAGCGCUAUCCCGACAUUUCACUCUCUACAAUCCGCUACACUGUGAACAAGGAGAGCGAGCGACGAGAUGGCGUGUCAAAACCGCGCUCUGGCAGACCAAAAAAGCUUACUGAAGCUGACAAAGACCUGAUACUCAAUGCUAUACGCGAAGACCCGAAGAUCACGGCAGAAGGGCUCCUUGCUAAGGUUGAUCAUAAGGUCACUUACCGCUCCAUAAAACGCCUUUUGAAUGCCGAGAAUAUACGUAAAUAG